Molecule: messenger RNA, 1504 nt
Organism: Leptosomus discolor (cuckoo roller)
Lineage: Eukaryota; Metazoa; Chordata; Aves; Leptosomiformes; Leptosomidae
Source: RefSeq, a predicted model, not a curated record
GCUUAACACAAGGCCAGUGUUUGGAGGUGUAAGAUCUCGCAUUGGGAUCCAGCAAAAUCUUCUAAAUAGAUCAUCACCAGCUGUCAGCUUCCAGCGGACAUUUGAUGCCCGACAGAAGAUAGGACUCACUGAUGCCCGACACAAACUGGGGGUUAAAGAUGCCCGUGAAAAACUGGUUCAAAAGGACGCUCGGUUCAAAAUCAAAGGGAAGGUUCAGGAUGCUCGAGAGAUGUUGAAUUCUCGGAAGCAGCAAAGCAUUGCUGCUGAAAAGGUGACCAAAGUGGUGGAUGCCAGAGAGAAGAUCAGCUUAAAAAGGAGCGUUCCGGCUGCCAUCAGCCCAACCAUGGGGACAGUAAAUCCAGCCGUGAAAAUCACCAAAACUAUCCAGCAGAAGGCUCCAGUUCCCGGACUAGGAAUGAGGAUCAACGUGGUGAACAACCAUACACACAAACAGGGUCUGUAUGACAUGGAAGAUGAUGAUGAAAGUGUCUCUCCCCUUGCUAGCAAACAGAUGAAAAUCACCACCACAAACAGUUUCCUGCACAACGCGACUGGGCUGAGCGGCAAUAAAUUCUCUCUGUCCAAGACUGUUCCCCUGACUAAAGUGGUCCAGAAUGAUACAUACACAGCUCCACCUGCACCUCCCUCUCCUAUGCGGACGAAGGCCUUGACAAAUAUGUCCCGGACCUUAGUGACAAAGGAGGAGCCUCCAAAAGAACCAACACCUGUUGAGCUGGCAUUCAGUCCUUUGGAAGGCACAAAGAUGACCGUCAACAAUCUGCACCCUCGAGUCACAGAGGAAGACAUUGUUGAGUUAUUCUGUGUGUGUGGCGCUCUGAAGCGAGCCCGGCUGGUGCACCCUGGAGUGGCUGAGGUAGUAUUUGUGAAGAAAGAAGAUGCUAUCACAGCAUAUAAGAAAUACAACAACAGGUGCUUAGAUGGUCAACCAAUGAAAUGCAAUCUUCAUAUGAAUGGGAAUGUCAUCACCUCAGACCAGCCUAUAUUGCUCCGAUUGAGUGAUACCCCUUCAGUCAAGAAGGAAGGGGAACCACGCCGGUCAAGUGCAAGCGCCUCCUCAAAUCCCCCAGCUGAAGUGGACCCUGACACUAUCUUGAAGGCACUCUUCAAAUCCUCAGGGGUCUCUGCCUCUGUGCAGCCCACAGAAUUCAAAAUUAAACUCUGAGAAGGUGGAGCAAGCAGUGGACUGGAAAACUCAUUUAAGUUGGGGAAUGAGAACAGUGCAGGAGUGCAGAUGUUAUUUGCAUUUGCCUGCCUUGAAAUUUUGUUUUCUAUGAUCGCUACCUUACUGUACAAUAGUGUUUCCUCUUGUGUGUGUACUUUCUGUUUUCAUAGUUGGAGUUUUCUUCCAUGAUUCUUUUUUUUUCCCAAAAAAAUAACCUCCCCCUUCUGCCAGUAAUGUAUUACCAAGCAUAUACCAUGUAACUCCCUCCUUUACUCCAAAGCCCCUAGUGGCCAUUAAAAGUGCACAUAGACUUUGAGGGAA